AUGGUGCUGGCGCCGGCGUCUUGCGUCUCCAGAGAAAACUACUUCCCAUCGGUGAGGGUCGGCAGCUACCAUCUGAAUCGGGACGACAAUCCGGGCGAAGACGAGGUCAUCCCCGUGUGCGAAAAAAUCUUGCACGGCGGCUUUGACGGAGACGAGCGCAAUGGAAGCGACCUCGCGCUUCUCUUGCUCCAACGCCCCUCCUUCCGAGGGCACGUGGGGAAUCCCAUGUCCGCUCAGGACUGCAAAGACGGAGACCUGGUCGCCUUGGCGUGGUUUUCUCCAACCGCCGCUUCCGGCCCCUCAGAGCACCUCGAGGCCGUGCCUUCAGUGAAGAUCAUGCCGCCGGGGGCGUGUGGCGAGGAGGGGAGCGGCAUCCCGGAUGGCACAAUGUGCGCUUCGGUUGAAGGCGAUGGGGAAUCCGCCACGAAGCGCAACAUAUGUGAGUAA
Messenger RNA from Ostreobium quekettii, 447 nucleotides. The record is from the annotation of a GenBank genome assembly. Lineage: Eukaryota; Viridiplantae; Chlorophyta; Ulvophyceae; Bryopsidales; Ostreobiaceae.